This is a messenger RNA of Phanerochaete carnosa HHB-10118-sp, 2361 nucleotides long. RefSeq lists its product as uncharacterized. The coding region runs from base 179 to 1225 and encodes 348 amino acids. The record is from RefSeq and is a predicted model, not a curated record. Gene Ontology annotation, molecular function: ATP binding; protein serine/threonine kinase activity. Gene Ontology annotation, cellular component: Golgi apparatus; cytoplasm. Gene Ontology annotation, biological process: vacuolar protein processing; regulation of vacuole fusion, non-autophagic; protein phosphorylation. Lineage: Eukaryota; Fungi; Basidiomycota; Agaricomycetes; Polyporales; Phanerochaetaceae. The transcript is spliced from 10 exons.
AGCAGCACCCUCUGGAUUAUCGGACUCAUGCUGACGACCACGCGUAGUCAAGAUUGUGAAAGUCUUAGGUGAAGGAGGAUUUUCUUUCGUGUACCUCGCCCAGGAUGAGCACAGUGGGAGGCAGUUCGCCUUGAAGAAGAUCCGAUGUCCCGGUGGGAACGAGGACGUCCGGCAAGCUAUGCGAGAAGUUGAGGCGUAUAGGCGGUUCAAACACCCGAACAUCAUUCGCAUUCUCGAUUCGGCGGUUGUACAGGACUCCGCUGGUGACGGUCAAGUAGUGUAUCUCUUCCUACCUCUCUACAAGAGGGGAAAUCUCCAAGAUGCUAUCAACGCUAAUUCGAUAAAUGGCACACACUUCUCUGAAAAGGAGAUGCUCCGCCUGUUCAAGGGGACCUGUGAAGCUGUACGGGCCAUGCACGAUUAUCGCGCGCCCAUUGCCUCCCGCUCCAACCCUCGCGUCUCCCGAGAAAACCAAUCCUCAUCGGCCGACCGGCGGCCGCAGCAGCCACAACGGAACAUUAAUGCUGAUAACGGUCACUCUGAUGACGAAGAUGACGCGAUGCUUCCGCAACCCGAGGGCGAUGCUGAGGGUGGCUACUCAUACCAUGGACCGGCGAGUCGAUCAUCUGUUCCUCUCCUCAACAGAGGUCCAGACGUGGGAGAAGCGAUCUUUGACGGAGACGAAGAGCUUGCACGUAUUCAACAAAGUGGUGUGGAGAAUGGUGCAACCCCUGGAGACACGGAGUUGGUGCCCUACGCGCAUCGAGAUUUGAAGCCUGGAAACGUUAUGGUUGCGGACGACGGCCGACCAAUCCUCAUGGACUUUGGCAGUGCCACGAAGGCGCGCAUCAAGAUCGAAAACCGCUCCCAAGCGCUGUUGCAGCAAGAUAUUGCUGCUGAGCAGAGUACUAUGGCAUACCGAGCGCCCGAGCUGUUCGAUGUGAAAACUGGCAUCACCCUCGACGAGAAGGUGGACAUCUGGUCUCUAGGCUGCACGCUCUUUGCUCUAGCCUACUCGCAUUCUCCUUUCGAAAACACGCAGACUACGGAGCAGGGCGGCUCGAUAGCUAUGGCAGUCAUGAAUGCGCAGUACAAGCACCCCAGCUCGCAAUACUCACAAGGUCUCAAAGAGCUCAUCGACUCAACGCUCAAAGUUAACCCGCAAGACCGACCAGACAUUCAUCAAGUCGUAGAAAUGACUGACAAGCUGCUUCAGCGACUAUGAUUGAUCGUUACAUCUCUACGGCUAGCCCCUAUUCCCACUCGAUCGGACUACGCGACGCCCUACUUCUCGCUCGGUAUCAGAGCCUCACACUCCUUCAGUAUUUAUACAUGUAGUAUAUAGAAUGAACGCGUCUGGAUAUAUAUAGUGUUGACGCCGGAGCAUACAUUUUAUUCGGUGCUUCACACAGACUUCUCUCAGUGCCUUCUAACUUUCGCGUCCUCGGUGGACUUUUUCAACGCAUUGCUAGCCUUAACCCUUACGCUCGCUCUUAGCGGUUCUUUUAGAGAUUUUGCUAUUGCAGUACCAGGUUUUGCGGAGGCCUCCUCUGACGGAACGGCAGGUGUCGCAGGCUGAUCUUCCUUGCUUGGCUUGGACAAAGUUUUGACGUACUUGACGGCCAACUUAUCCUCGACCUUUUCCUCGACCUUACGUCUCUUUCGUGGAGGCUCGUCAGAUGGAGUUGCAGAAGACUUGGACGUGUCAUCGGUAGUCUUGGCCUUCUCCGCCUGUUUACGCCUCCUCUUGACAAUCUCUUUAUGCUUUGCACGUUUAGCUUUGAUGAUGGCGAGCUUGGCUUUCCUUUUCUCUGCACGUUUUGAGAACCCACCCUCCUUUGGCUUUGGCUCGAUUUGUACCUUGCUCUCUUCGUUUAGCUGGCGGAUGAGAUCCCGAACAUUGCCCUCGGGACCAGCUCUCGAUACUAGCUCGACGAAAUGCGUGAAUCGCCGAUUAUGUGCCUUUGAUGACUUGUGCACAUCCUCCAUUCUUGAGUUCUUCAGCAGCUUUCCUGGACAGAGAAUACACGCGCGAACGUCCGGGUCCAUAGAGAUAAUGUACAGCGGGUCGCUGACGGCUUGAGUGGCGGACAUUGGCGGGAACUCGUUCUCGGCUUCGCUAUCCUCUCCUGCCUCACUCUCCAUACCUUCCAUCUCCUCCUCGCUAUCCUCUUCGACCUCUUCCUCUUCGACGUCCCCCUCUUCGGCCCUCCAAUCAGCCCCUUUGUCAUCUGAGCUUGACUCAGAGCUGCUAGAGUCGCUCUCCUCGGAGUCAGUGUCUUGCAAACCCAGCACCUCCUUCAUCUCGCUAUCCAGUCCCAGCUCUUCCUCUUUCUCCAGCUUCCAUACCCGCUUUUGUAC